This is a messenger RNA of Antrostomus carolinensis (chuck-will's-widow), 909 nucleotides long. Its product is annotated as protein ITPRID2-like. The annotation marks the transcript as partial. The record is from RefSeq and is a predicted model, not a curated record. Lineage: Eukaryota; Metazoa; Chordata; Aves; Caprimulgiformes; Caprimulgidae. The transcript is spliced from 5 exons.
UACCCAGUCAUGAGGGGUCAAGACCUUUCAGCGGUCACUAGUUACACUACUCAGAGAUCAUCCAUUCUACCUCUCUAUGAAAAUACUUUCCAGGAGCUACAAGUGGUAAGGCGGAAUCUAAACUUAUUCAGAACCCAAAUGAUGGAUUUGGAAUUGACUAUGUUACGUCAACAGACAACAGUUUAUCAGCAUAUGACAGAAGAGGAAAGAUACGAAGCUGAUCAGCUACAGAGCUUGAGAAAGUCUGUCCGCAUGGAGCUACAGGAGUUAGAGAUGCAGUUAGAAGAACGUCUACUUGCUUUGGAAGAUCAACUGAGAAGUCUGCACAUGUCUUCACCUUACAGACCUCAGACACACGUAGGUAUGUAUGGAAGCAGAAGUGCUGACAAUCUUUCAUGCCCUUCUCCAUUGAAUGUCAUUGAACCAGUCUCUGAACUUAUUCGAGAGCAGUCAUUUCUGAAGUCUGAACUGGGUUUAGGACUGGGAGAUCUUGGACUGGAAACUCUCCCUGCAGAGGGUACAGAGUCUGUAUUCUCCCAUGGAAACUCUGAUUCCUCUUCAGUGUGCUCCGGUCAUGCAGGUAGAAAAGCUGGUGUUGGAUCCUCUGAACUAACAGGAAAGUCUAAGAGUCAAAGCAAGAAAUUAUACCGAGCCUCUGUUGCCUUAACACCAACUCCCCCAGUGAGAGCAGGUGCUGGACAGCAUGUGGAAAGCUCUGAGGAGCUUGUGGACUCCAAGCCAGAGGUGGAGCGCAAACUUGAAAAAGUCCCUCUCGUGCCUUUGGUUGAUGAAAUCCACAAAAGCGUGGAGCAGGAGGAGCUGCAGCAAGUCAUACGGGAGGUGAGGAGGGAGAGGCUGAGAUCUAAGAUGUUUGAACAAUGUUUACUGAAACCUAAAGACAGGCUAUCU